CCGAAAAGAAACUUUCAGUUGCUUUCAACUCCACACAAGAGCAGAUGCAACAUUUCGGCAUGUUUGGUGGAUGCUGCGUGCUUCUCUUCGUCUUCCUCUCAGGAGGCGGAGCUUUCCUGGUGCGCCAUCCUUCCAGUGACAAGUGUUUGGAGGAGCGUCGGUAUCCGAGGGGCAGCCCGGUUUUGCGCGCUUGCCGCCCGUUCUCCAGGGCCCAGCAGUGGGCGUGGAAAGGGCGUGGUCUGUUGGCCUCCGAGCUGACGUCCAUGUGCCUGGCGGUGGGCUGGCCCAGCGCCACGCUGCCGUGUCACCCACGGGCCGAGCUCCAGUGGGGGUGCGACAGGGACACGCUGAUCGCCAGGAGUUCGCCAAUGGCGCCCCCUGUGGACUGGUGGCGACUUGCGCCCUCCAGACCUGACGCGCACGAUGGAGGAGAAGAAGGAGGAGAAGGAAACCUCUGCAAACCCGACAACUUCAGGCUGCGUCGAGCGUCGCCGGACGACAAGCGGCCAUCGGCGGAAGGCGGCGACGAGAAGAAAGCGGCCGUGACGGACCAACAGAAAGAAUACCUGCGAUGGUUUUAUCGCACCGAAGACCCAACUGUGUGGAAGUUUGCCCUGUUGGGUUUGGCCUUCGUCUGCCUUCUGGUGGGCUUCCUCUUGCUGGGAAUGGGCGCCAUGGCUAGCAGGAACAGGAGGAAGAUCGCCAAGUACAAGGCGGCGGCGGCGGCCCAGAAAGGCGAAGACCGGACGUGGGCGGCAGGCGACGACGACUGCGCUCGCGCGCCGCCGCCGGCGACGCCCUGCAACGGCGACAUGAAAGCGGGGAGCAUCGUGGUGACGUGGAAGGACGGAAACACUUCGUGCUUGUACAACGACGACCCGGACCGCGCCGAGGUCGAGGCCGAGGUCGAGCUGCCCCAGCCGAGCGAGGGGGAGAAGGCGCGAGUCCAGCGGGAGGACGAAGACGGGGAGGAAGAGGAGGAGAUGAAGGAUGGACGAGACACAACACAACUGGCGGCGAUGUCUACUUGACACUUGUAAGCACGGGUGUCAAACUGGUGGCCCGGGGACAAGAUUCGGCCCGCCAAAUCAUUUUCUUUGGUCUGCGAAAGCGAAACGAAAUUCCGUUACGAUCCUGUUUGGAAAAGAAAUGUAGGACUUAAUGACAUGUUAUUUUUAAAUAUACGUUUUUGAUUUUCCAACUAGUUAAUCAUAAAUUUCUUGUGGAUAUGAUUUUAUGAUAUAUAAUAUAAAAUUCAAAACAGCCGCCGAGGGAAAUCAAAUCUGCGAUGUGGCCCAUAACAAAAAACGAGCUUGACAUCCCCGCUUGAAAGCCUUUGAACCUUGUGAUGAUGAUGAUGAUGAUGAUGAUAUCGAUGAUGA
Molecule: messenger RNA, 1382 nt
Organism: Syngnathoides biaculeatus (alligator pipefish)
Lineage: Eukaryota; Metazoa; Chordata; Actinopteri; Syngnathiformes; Syngnathidae
Product: solute carrier family 51 subunit beta
Exons: 6
Coding region: 45-1031 (328 amino acids)
Biological process (GO): bile acid and bile salt transport
Cellular component (GO): plasma membrane
Molecular function (GO): protein heterodimerization activity; transmembrane transporter activity
Source: RefSeq, a predicted model, not a curated record